AUGUCCGCACCUCUGACAGGGCCGCUCGGCCCCUGCUGCGCGCGCACGGUCCCGCACUCGGGCGUCGCGCGCGGCACGACAGAGCAGAUCGCGGGCCUCACGACGUACGUCGCGCGCCCUGCGGAGACGCACGCCGCCGGUCUGCGUGUGAUUUUGUAUUUUGCGGAUGUGUUUGGGCCGUUGUAUUUGAAUGGGCAGCUCGCGAUGGAUUAUUGGGCUGAGCACGGGUACCUCGUACUUGGGGUGGACUACUUCGAGGGCGACUCGGCGGCGCACCACAAGGGCGAGGAGGGGUGGGAUGUCGACGAGUGGGUUAUCCCAUUCCGCACAAGCGCAGCGCGCAUUACCCCGCCAUGGAUCGCUGCCGUAAAGGAGCAGUACGGUGCUGUGGGCGCUGAGAAGACUGCGAGAACAGGGUACUGCUUCGGCGCACCCUUCGUGAUGGAUCUCCUCGCGACCGAUUGGGUCACCGCCGGGGCGUUCGCACAAGCGGCAUUCCUGGAUGAAGGCCACUUCGAAAGAAUUGAGCCAUUACUUCUGCUCAACGCACCCUUCCCUGACCGCGCGACAGAGGACGACUUCACGUUCCCACAUGCCGCGCGCCGGCGCGCCGAAGACAUCCUCGUCGCACGCAAGGCGACGUACUUCAUCCAGAUCUUCGGCGGGGCGUCGCACGGGUUCGCGACGCGCCCGGACCCAGCCGUACGAGGAGAUCGAUGGGCGAAGGAGGAGAGCGCACGCGCAGUCGUGAAGUGGUUUGACCACCAUGCGGGGGUGUAG
Molecule: messenger RNA, 780 nt
Organism: Trametes versicolor FP-101664 SS1
Lineage: Eukaryota; Fungi; Basidiomycota; Agaricomycetes; Polyporales; Polyporaceae
Product: alpha/beta-hydrolase
Exons: 6
Coding region: 1-780 (259 amino acids)
Molecular function (GO): hydrolase activity
Source: RefSeq, a predicted model, not a curated record